Ustilaginoidea virens is the source of this 1593-nucleotide messenger RNA. RefSeq lists its product as uncharacterized. Lineage: Eukaryota; Fungi; Ascomycota; Sordariomycetes; Hypocreales; Clavicipitaceae. Gene Ontology annotation, molecular function: oxidoreductase activity. The transcript has 6 exons. Bases 1 to 1593 code for a protein of 530 amino acids. The record is from RefSeq and is a predicted model, not a curated record.
AUGGGCGGCGCCGACAUCAACGUUGACGUUCUUGUCAUUGGCAUGGGACCUACUGGUCUCGGUGCUGCCAAGCGACUGAAUCAAAUCAAUGGCCCCUCGUGGCUGAUUGUCGACUCCUCAGACAAAGCUGGCGGUCUUGCUGGAACGGACACGACUGAAGAGGGUUUCUUAUACGACGUUGGUGGCCACGUCAUCUUCUCCCACUACCAGUACUUUGACGACUGUCUCGACGAAGCUCUUCCCAAACAGGAUGACUGGUACACUCACCAGCGCAUCUCCUACGUCCGGUACAAGGGCCUCUGGGUUCCCUACCCUUUCCAGAACAACAUCUCCAUCCUACCCAAGGAGGAUCAGAUCAAGGCCAUUGACGGACUCAUUGAUGCUGCCAUGGAGUGCCGUGUCGCCAACACCAAGCCCAAGGAUUUCGACCAGUGGAUCCUGAGAAUCCUGGGCGAAGGAAUUGCCGACAUGUUCAUGCGCCCCUACAACUACAAAGUCUGGGCUGUUCCCACCACCAAGAUGCAAUGCGAAUGGCUCGGUGAGCGUGUCGCCGCCCCAGAUAUCAAGACUGUCACCAAGAACGUCAUCCUGAACAAAGUUGCUGGCAACUGGGGACCCAACGCCACCUUCAGAUUCCCUGCCCGCGACGGCACGGGCGGCAUCUGGAUUGCUGUUGCCGAGACCCUUCCCAAGGAGAAGAAGCGCUUCGGCAAGCAUGGCGAGGUCACCAAGGUGGAUGCCGAUAAGAAGAUUGUCACAUUUGCCGACGGUAGCACCGUUGGUUACGGCAAGCUCAUCAACACCAUGGCCGUCGAUGACCUGGCGGAAAAGAUGGGCAACAAAGAACUCCAGACCUUGGUCAAGGGUCUCUUUUACUCCACCACCCACGUCAUCGGUGUCGGUAUUCGUGGUGAGCGCCCCGAGUACAUUGGCGACAAGUGCUGGCUGUACUUCCCCGAGGACGACUGCCCCUUUUACCGUGCCACCAUCUUUUCCAACUACUCUCCCUACAAUCAACCUCAGGCUGACAAAAAGCUGCCCACUCUGUAUCUUGCUGAUGGUACCAAAACCUCAUCCGAAGCCAAAGAGGGCCCUUACUGGUCCAUCAUGCUCGAGGUGUCCGAGUCCUCCAUGAAGCCUGUCGACGUCAAGAAUCUGCUCAGGGUCAGUAUUCAGGGAUUAGUCAAUACCGAGAUGCUUAAGCCUGAGGAUCAGAUCGUCUCCACCUAUCACCGUGCCUUCGAACACGGCUACCCCACGCCUUCCCUGGAGCGUGAGGGCGUCUUGAAGGAACUGUUGCCCAAGCUUCAGGACAUGGGUAUCUACUCGCGUGGACGGUUCGGCAGCUGGAGGUACGAAGUCGGCAAUCAGGACCACUCCUUCAUGCUCGGGGUGGAAGCCGUCGAUCAUAUUGUCAAUGGCGCUGUUGAGCUGACGCUCAACUACCCCGACUUUGUGAACAACCGAAAGAAUACUGAACGACGACUGGCGCAUUCCUUUGACUAUUCUGCCUCCACUCAGAUCAACGGCACCAACGGGACCGAACUGCCUUGUCGGGAUGGCGCUUCGCAGUCCAAGCAAAAAAGCGCAUAG